This is a messenger RNA of Aspergillus heteromorphus CBS 117.55, 473 nucleotides long. It is a transcript of the gene lcl2, whose product is annotated as protein lcl2. The record is from RefSeq and is a predicted model, not a curated record. Lineage: Eukaryota; Fungi; Ascomycota; Eurotiomycetes; Eurotiales; Aspergillaceae. The coding region runs from base 55 to 429 and encodes 124 amino acids. The transcript has 2 exons.
CACACAUCUGCUUCUGUCGGAUUGCUUCGGGAACAGUUGAUCUAUCUACUCGCCAUGUUCUCCUGGAUCAGGCUCCUCGGGGCCCUCCUCCUCCUCGCUUCGGUCGCGAAUGCCCAGUUCCAGUUCUUCGAGCAUAUGUUCGGCGGUGGUGGCGGCGGAGGCCAUCAGGGCCGACAGCAGCAGGCGCAGAAUGUCCCCAGUGAUAGUUCGCGGUAUCGGGGCCAGUGGGAUUCGGCUAUCUGCGACAAAUACCUCUGUCCCGGCACUCUCGCAUGCGUCCAUUUCCCGCACCAUUGUCCGUGUCCCCACCCCGACGUGGAGGAGAAGAUCGAGCUCGGCGAGGGGAGUGCGAUCUGUGUUUCGAAGGGAGGGUAUAAGGAGGGCGAGACGGCACGGAAGGUCGAGUUGGCGCGGAAGGGACUGUUGUGAUUGAGGCUUGAGGGGUGUUCAUACUAGUGAUGGGGGGGGGGGGG